Didymodactylos carnosus is the source of this 248-nucleotide messenger RNA. NCBI's taxonomy places the organism in Eukaryota, Metazoa, Rotifera, Eurotatoria, Philodinida, Philodinidae. The record is from the annotation of a GenBank genome assembly.
AUGUCAGAUAUUUAUUAUCGAAAAUUACCAUUUGAAUUACUCACUUUUAAUGACGAAAAUAUCGCACAGAAAUCAUUAGAAAAACAUGAUGAUGAAUUUCUUGUAUUAGAUUGGACGGGAAGAGAUCAUGUUUUCAGAGAACAAGAUCCAGUUGAAUCAGACAAACAUUUGGAAAAACGUUUAAACGCUCAAAAGGGAACCGCGAUUGUGAGUCAGUAACGCUCAUUAAAAAAACGCAAGAAACGCGU